CAUAGCAAUGGAAUUGAAUGUGAAGCAAAGUGGAAUUGUGGACAGGCUGGUCUUUUCGACGAACUUCAGAAUCAAAAACAGAUGUUUAAGGAUGAUUUGUCGUGCGGGCUUCACCGUUGUGGACCAUGUGCAUCUCUGGCUAGUAAUAAUCUCGGUAGAAAGUCAAACAGUGGUGAGAAUCGCUUGGUACCUGGUAAUCAUGCUGUUAUCGUCGACGCUGAGGGAUUGAUGCGUUUCAUUGACAUAUUCGAUUUCGAUCUCUUCCAAAACGUUAUUAUAACCCAAAACGUUUGGGAAUUUGUCAAGCAGAAAUCUGUCCAUACCUACAAGAAGCUCAACAAAAUUAUCUACGAGGACAAAGAUCCUCGAUUUUCUGUGUUCAUGAGCGAGUUCCACCAUAAGACAUUCGUACGACCUGAAGCGUAUCUCACUGAUGCUCAGAGACGUGAAAAGGUUCUAUGUGUCUGUGCUGAGUAUCUAAAUAUUCAUUGGGCCAAAGAUGACAUUUUACCUGUGAUAUUAUGUGCCGAGAGUGACGUCGUAGCAAGGCUCAAAGUUCACUAUGAAUUUUCUUUCACCGUCAAGGAAUAUGUACAAGGCUGCGAUGGAGAGGAAAAUUUGUACGGGAUGCAGAGUCCUAAGAAGUGUGAGCUGCUUGAUAGUAUGGCGGCUUAUGACACUUCUGCUGUUGAUGGCAAAAUCAUUUAUGAAAACUAUCUCUCUCACGAUGAAAUUGAUAGAGGUAUAACUCAAGGAACAAUUAAGAAGGGUGCCUUUUCCGUAUCUCGUGAGAAUUAUCGCGAGGCAUAUGUGUUGGUGGAUCCAAGUACAAUGACCUCAUGGUUCGUUCAAGGUUUGAACUGUAACAGAGCUAUUGACGGUGAUAUUGUUGCUGUUCAGUUGUUACCCGAACAUGACUGGACAGUGCCUGAAAAGAAAGUAUGUCUCCGAGACGUCGAGGAUUUCGAGGUGAAAGCUGAUGACGAAGUUGGAAAUGUUGAAAAGGAUGAAGAACCGAUGAGGAAGCAUGCUAAAUUAGCUGCGAUGCCUACUGCUAAAGUUGUAGGAAUAAUGAAAAGAAACUGGCGGCCUUACUGCGGUAUUCUGAUGCGUAGCCAACUGAAGAACGCUCGUCGUCACCUAUUUUGUCCGAGUAAUCGCCUAAUUCCACGAAUCCGGAUAGAAACUGAACAGGCUGAUAUUCUGGAGAAUCAGCGUAUUGUGGUAAGCAUCGAUCAGUGGCCACGUGAUAGUUCUUAUCCACUUGGACACUAUGUGAGAGCGCUUGGGAAAAUUGGCGAUCGAGAGAUUGAGAAUGAAGUGCUCUUAUUAGAACAUGACAUUCCACAUGCGCCAUUUUCGGAUGCCGUUCUUGAUUGUUUGCCAGAUCACAAUUGGAAACCAGAGUUGCAGUUACCUCGAGUUGAUUUACGGCAUCUUACAGUUUGUUCAGUAGGUUUCACAAAUUGUUGA
Molecule: messenger RNA, 1473 nt
Organism: Angiostrongylus costaricensis
Lineage: Eukaryota; Metazoa; Nematoda; Chromadorea; Rhabditida; Metastrongylidae
Source: the annotation of a GenBank genome assembly